AUGUUUGACUCAAAUCCGUGGCAUUUAUUAUCCAAAUGUUUAGUCGUUUUAAUAGUAUUUUUGUCCGUUUUAUGCAAUAAUGAACUUUUCGGACAACAAUUGUCUUAUGAUUUGCCGCACAAACGCUUUGAAUACAAGUAUUCAUUCAAAGGGCCGUAUUUGGCACAAAAGGACGGAACGGUUCCCUUCUGGACAUAUGAUGGCAAUGCCAUCGCUUCCGAAGAGAUGGUGAGAAUCACGCCAUCGCUCCGAAGCAAAAAGGGAUCCGUUUGGACCAAAACGAAGACCACGUUUGAGUGGUGGGAAGUGGAGCUCGUCUUCAGAGUCAACGGCAGGGGAAGACUCGGCGCCGACGGUCUGGCCUUUUGGUUCACUGAUGAGCGCACACCUGAGGGACCCGUCUUCGGCGCCGCAGACAAUUGGAAAGGAUUGGCCCUCUUUUUCGACUCCUUCGACAACGACAACAAAGGGAACAAUCCAUACAUUAUGGCUAUGAUUAACGACGGAUCCAAGAGUUAUGACCACCAAAGCGAUGGCAUUAACCAACAAUUGGCCGGUUGUUUGAGAGACUUCCGAAAUAAGCCGUUUCCGGUUCGGGCGAAGAUUGAAUACUAUAGGAAUGUAUUGUCAGUUAUGUUUCAUUCGGGAAACACCAAUAAUGAGGACGAAUACGAGCUCUGUUUGCGAACCGAAAACAUAUUUUUGCCACAAUUCGGUCACUUCGGAGUGUCUGCGGCGACGGGAGGUCUGGCCGACGAUCACGACGUGUUGAAACUGUUGACGUAUAGCCUUCACGUUCCCGGCAGUGAACCUCAGGCCGCGGCCGGAAUCGCCGACUCAGAGAAGGAGAGGUUUGCCCGCGAAUACGAACAAUACAAACAUAAGUUAGACAAACAGAAAGAGGAUUAUCUUAUAGCACAUCCAGAAGAAGCCAAACGCCUCCAGAAUGAGGGCAAUGCGGCCGAAGACGAGUACGACUUCGGGACUCGAGAAUUGAAGCAAAUCUUUGAGGGCCAAAGUCAGGUCUUCGAAGCCGUCAAACAUCUCAACAGAAAACUCGAUGAAAUCGUUGGCCGACAGGAAAGAGUAUUAUCGAUGUUGAGUGCCGUGCAGUCGGGCGCCGCACCCGUCCAACCAAUGCAGGGCCAGACGGGCGGAGGGGCGCCACAAAUGCCGCUCAACAGACACGAAGUGGAAGCGCUUCUCGGAAAUCAACGAGAAGUGGUUCAGACGUCUCGGGAAUUGAAAACACUUUUAUUGCAAUCACAACAACACCAGCAAAACGUUCCUUCGGGUGAUUCCGGACCACAAACGGCACAACAGAAUCAAGUUAUCCAACAAUCGUUGAACGAAGUGCGCGACGGUCUGAAUGGCCUGAACCGGGAGUUGACAUCACUCGGCAAUCGGAUCGAUACGAGAGCUUCAGCCUCUGUGGGCUGUCCACCUGUGCCCACAUGUUUGGGAACUAUGAGUUUUAUGAUGGUAAUGGGCUUACAUUUGCUCAUUAUUAUGGGUUAUUUGUUUUAUAAGGCGAGCAGAGAAUCGGCUGCAAAGAAGUUCUACUAA
Messenger RNA from Medioppia subpectinata, 1566 nucleotides. The record is from the annotation of a GenBank genome assembly. Lineage: Eukaryota; Metazoa; Arthropoda; Arachnida; Sarcoptiformes; Oppiidae.